Penicillium brasilianum is the source of this 408-nucleotide messenger RNA. Lineage: Eukaryota; Fungi; Ascomycota; Eurotiomycetes; Eurotiales; Aspergillaceae. The record is from the annotation of a GenBank genome assembly.
AUGUCCUUCACCAAGACCGCCGUCGCAACCCCCAAUGCCCCCCCGGCUCCCCCCUUCCUUUCCCAGGCCAUCGUCAUGGGUGAUUAUGUCUUCUGCUCCGGCCAGAUCGGCUGCGACCCCAAGACCGACAACCUCGUGGAAGGUCCCAUCCAAGAGCGAACCAAACAAAUCCUGAACAACAUGCGCGCUGUCCUGGAAGCUGCAGGAACCAGCUUGGACAACGUGGUCAAGUGCAACAUCUACCUUACGAGCAUGAAUGAUUACCCGGGAAUGAACGAGGUGUACUCUAGCUUCUUCAAGGCGCCAAUGCCGGCACGCACGUGUGUCUGUGUGGCAUCCUUGCCGCUGGGUACCGAUGUUGAGAUUGAGUGUAUUGCUGGUAUUCCCAAGUCUACUAGCCAGCUGUGA